Sycon ciliatum is the source of this 2771-nucleotide messenger RNA. Its product is annotated as endonuclease V-like. The coding region runs from base 257 to 1171 and encodes 304 amino acids. Gene Ontology annotation, molecular function: single-stranded RNA binding; RNA endonuclease activity producing 5'-phosphomonoesters, hydrolytic mechanism. The transcript has 8 exons. Gene Ontology annotation, biological process: DNA repair. Lineage: Eukaryota; Metazoa; Porifera; Calcarea; Leucosolenida; Sycettidae. Gene Ontology annotation, cellular component: nucleolus; cytoplasm. The record is from RefSeq and is a predicted model, not a curated record.
ACUCUUUGCUGCAGAACAAACUGUCAUUCAUUUCCAGUUCAGUCCGUUGGUGUAGAGUCAGUCUUGUUUUUCUGUGAGUUCGUUGUCUCGUGUAGAGUUCACUUGUCUUUCUUGUUGAAGUCUUUUAUUCCUGGAAACCUAAAUUGUUCAGUCCGUUCAAUGAGUUACCAAACCUAAUGCGACAAACUACGAAAUACUCGCGCCGCAGAGCCAAUGUUGUAAUUCUGUUUCUCACUCACGAUCCGGUAUCACAGACAUGGCAGAAGCAGCAGCGCCACCACUAGAACCAGCAACAGCAGCAGAAGCAACAGUAGCACCACCACAAGUAGAAGCAGCAGCAGCAGGAGGAGCUGGGGCGAAUGAAGCUCGCGAUGACGUUCCGGCUGAACUGCUCGAAGAGUGGAGAAGUGAGCAGGAACGCAUGCGUGAUCUAAUUCUAGAUCAGGAUGAUCUCCCUGGCUGGGAUGGCAGUACGCUGGAAGGCCUACGUGUGGUGGCCGGCAUUGAUAUCUCAUUCUUCAAGGACAGUCAUGUGAAAGCCGUGGCAGCGCUGGCCCUGCUCAAGUUCCCAUCCUUGGAGCACUUGCACACGCUGGCAGUGGACGUGGAGCUGACGCAGCCGUACAAGUGCGGCUUUCUCGGCUUUCGCGAGGUGCCGUUCAUGGUGCGCCUCCUGGACCUAGCCCGGCGCGACUUUCCCGACCUGGUGCCGCAGGUGGUGCUGGUUGAUGGCAACGGGGUCUUGCACCCGAAACGCUGUGGGUCUGCAAGUCACUUUGGUGUCGUGGCUGACUGCCCCACCAUAGGUGUUGCCAAGAAUCUGCUGUCUGUUGCGCAGGACGUGACGGAAAAGACCUUCCGGCAGGAACACAAGGAUCGUCUUGCCCGCCGCGGAGAUCAGCACCCGAUACUGGAUGAUGAUGGUCGUACUGUUGGAAUGGCAUACGUGAACUCUGACUCUGGCAAACCAGUCUAUAUCUCUGUUGGUCAUCGUAUCAGUCUGGAUACUGCUGUUGCUGUAGUGGAGGCAUGCAGCAAGCACCGUGUGCCAGAACCAGUUAGACUGGCCGACCUGGACUCUCGCUCUGUGGUACGUGACCGCCUGGGGGAGCAGAUGAUGCUGGAGCCUCCCAAGGGACGGGACGUGCGUAUUUAUUCAAACGAGCGCUAGAGACGUCCAGUCAGUGUGUCGCAGUGCAAGUCUGGAUUCGUCUUGUGGAACCUUCCCGCUAUUCUCGUCGAAUGUCGAGCUGUACGCGUGCGUGGUGUAAGGAGUACUGCAGCCUUUUCUACGAGUGUUGACCUACUGUACAUGCAUAUAGCAUCGGCCUUUCCUAUCUGUCUUGACCUACACUGUGCAUGCGCGUGACACAAGCCUUUUCCCAUCUGUCUAGACCUACAUGCGUGCGAUGCAGCAGUAUUCGUAAUCUAUUGCGCGUUGAGCUACAGUCCGCUGCACUGCAGUCGCUCCUACACGCCUCGACCUAUGAUCAUACGACUGUCUGCUACAACCGACGUCCUACUGAAUUCCAGCCGGAUGUAUGUACACUGCUCGGACUGGAUUUCUCCUACGCGCCUCGACCUAUGAUCGUGUCACUAUGCCUGCUGCAGCAAUUAAUGUCGUACUGAAUUACAACAGGGUCUGUGUCAGUAUGUGCACUGCUCGGGCUGGAUUACGACCAAACUCACUGCAUGUGCGAACAGGUGCGUCUUCUGACUGUAUUGUUUAUGAACGGAUUCUGCAGAGGUAAACGGAUACCUAUCGUGAACUUGAGUUUGGAAAGCACCAAAGUGCUGGGCACAGUCUUGUGUAACAGUGCGCUGUGGCAGUAAUUUCCCCUGUAAUGAGCCUAACAACAUUGAGACCACUAGCCGACCCGGGAUCGAAAAGUUCUGUAUUGCGUAUUUUGGCCAAUUCAAUGCUCCACUGCCGCUCACAGUUGUUGCGUGUGAUUGCUUUGGUACUGACUGGUCUCUGACUGCUAUCCGAACGACAGUAGACUACUCACCGCUACCCGGAGGAGACUUCUUGCUCACUGCUACCCAAAUGAAAGAGUGCACAGGACAAGCAGAUAGUACAAUAUACAGCGUGGUGUGUGCUUGCAAUAAAUGGCAAGCUUCGUAGACAGCCUGGACUGAAUGCUUGGAAGCAAAGCAAAGAUUAUUAUAAUUAUAGUACUAGAGUUGCGAUCAAUUAUUAUAGAUAUUCCUACGGUCAUUCUGUCAUUGAAUAAUAUUUUAAAUAUGAAAUUGUUAUGACAAUUCAGAUUAUCUGAUACGAGUUCGUGAAAGGUUAUAAAGGCAGAUAAAUAUUCUAGGCAACUGUGGCGCCGAAUCUUCAGCUCUCGUCACGAGGUUUUUCGUGUGCUGCCAGUGGCGGAGCUGCCGUUUGCGGCUGACCUCUUGUGCGCAUGCGUUCUUGCUGUCGGUUUUUCUCCUCCUGCAAUUUUCACAUUUAACAACAGGCGAGUGCAAAACAGGCGAGUGUUGUUAAAGAUAGCAAACAGUAGUAGUAGUUACAUUAUUGGCACAUAGAAUUCUAAUCUUUCUUCUUUAGAAAUUGCUGUAUUUCUCGUCCUUAUUUGACCCCUGCUAAAGUUACUCUGUAUACUUUUUAUUCAUGCGUGAUAAGAAUCCAUUCAGCAUAUCAACCAGCAUUUUUCAAAGAUUUUACUUACUGAUCAGCUUAUUAUGUGAGUGAAAUAUUUCCCUUUUCCAUUCCCUCAACUUAUGAAUAAUUUGAAAAUUGAGGUUCAAUUUUACGAGCUUUA